Penicillium argentinense is the source of this 1968-nucleotide messenger RNA. Its product is annotated as ARMH3 family protein. Gene Ontology annotation, cellular component: cytosol. Gene Ontology annotation, biological process: regulation of Golgi organization. NCBI's taxonomy places the organism in Eukaryota, Fungi, Ascomycota, Eurotiomycetes, Eurotiales, Aspergillaceae. The record is from RefSeq and is a predicted model, not a curated record. The transcript has 8 exons. Bases 1 to 1968 code for a protein of 655 amino acids.
AUGGAGGCCUCGCCCCUCACGCAGCAGAGUCGGCCGGAGACUUUUCAGCCAAAAAUUGUCCAGCUCUACGAGACGCUUUUCAAACCCGCCGAUGAUGUCGAGGAGCCCUCCGAGGGCUUCUGGAGAGAAUUCUUUCUCUUGCCGCCAGAUCGCAGUCAAUUGCACGCCCUGCUGGACGGUCUGAGCCCCGAUGAGACGUUGGGCCUGCAGACUCAAACUCGACUUCUGUUCUCACGGGCGAUCCGUGAAGCGGCCUCGAACACUGCUCCGAGUGAUGCUUACGCAUUAGAUACCUUGACGAUCUUUUUGACCAGCAUCUUGAGCAAGAAAUACACAAAUCCCAGCUCGGAUAUCAUUACCGUCCUGGCAGGUCUUGAUGAAGUUGACCAUGCCAUUUCCGAGCUCGUGACCGUUCUGGACGGUACCAUUCGCGGUGGCUCUAGCCUCGAGGUCCGACGCAAGGCAAUCCGAGUGGCUAUUGCUAUGACCAGCGGUGCUUAUAGGACAAGUCUCGUCUCCUAUUUCACCCACCGAGAUCUCUUCCCUUCGAUGAUGAAGUUCGUCCAAGACUCUGAAACCCCCAUGGAAGUGUUUGAUCCCUUCCUCCUCCUGGGACUUUUGGCGAACUAUAACAAGUUCGAGUUCCAAAACCCCUAUCAGCUGCGGCUGGAUGACUUUGUCAACGAGGCGAGCAUCCAAAAGAUAGUCAAAGGCGUUGGUAUGGCCAGUGGAGGCCUGCGCAAUGGAUAUAUCGCAGUCCAAGAUGAUAUCCCCGAAGGCUGGUCACUGACCAACACUCUGAUCUUCUUUGGACUCAGGGCUUUGGCACCAGGGGCGCGGGAUAAGGCCAACCCUCCCACCGCAGAGGAAGCCAAAGGAAUGUUUGCAGAGCUACCCGCCCAAGAGGCCGCCAUUCUGAUGGCCACCUACGACUUCACGAAAUCGAACAAGCUUUUCGGCUACCACAUGGUCCACCAAAAGCCAGAGAAAAACACGGACGAAUCAGCUUUCUCUAGCUUCCUGUCGCUGUCUUCCUAUCUCCUGCAGCAUGCCUAUCGGUCGACGAGAGUUGCGCACUAUGCUGAGCUAAGCCUGUUCACACUCCGCAUCCUUGUCGAGGACCCAACUCUCUGCAAGCACAUCUGCAGCGACGAUGGAAAGCGAAGAGUCCGAAUCUGCCGGCAGAGGCAACCCUUCCUUCCAGUCGUCGGUGGUGACCGCAUCCUCGCCACCGUCAUCUUCGACAUCAUGAUCGACACUAUCACACAUAACCUUCGCAAGCGGCUAGACGUGAACCUGUACAGCCACGCAAUCGCCAUUACCCUCCGCCUACUCUCAUACCUUUCAACAAACAAAAUCCGCCUAACAUACCACUGGUCCGAGCUCUGGCGUACCCUCCUCUCCCUAAUGCGCUUCCUAACAACCUACGCAACCGACCUCUCAACGAACCCCAAAAUCCACAACCUAACUAGUUCCCUCGCCGACGUAAUGGCCUUCUGCGUCUCCGGAGGCGACACCUUCCUCCCAGACCCAGCCUCCUAUGACGAUCUCUUCUACAAGCUCGUCGAAACAGGACCCGUCAUCACGAAAUUCCGCGACGCCUACUUCCCCACCUCUUCCACCGGCUCCAAGCCUUCCGAGUCUGCAGCAGUCGACACUCUUCUCUCUGUGUCGACGCACUUCUACACCCUUCUUUUUCAAUCUGACGGGGACCAGGCAGUGGCUGUUGCGACGCCCAGCCCUAAGCCGGAUGGUGAACCAACGCCUGUUGCAUUGCCCUCUAUCAAGAAGAAGAAUCUUAGCCCGCGCGAGGUCCAUCGCAUUAUCAAACAGGGGUACGAUACUUUGAGUAUUCAGCCGCCGGAGGGAUUGAAUGCGUGGUUGCGGUGGAGGGAGACGGAUUGGAAGAGUGAGUUGAAGAGAGCAGCGCGGUGUGCCGUUGAUGAUGCGCGACAGUUAGUUGCCUGA